Neltuma alba is the source of this 327-nucleotide messenger RNA. RefSeq lists its product as uncharacterized. Bases 1 to 327 code for a protein of 108 amino acids. The transcript has 2 exons. Lineage: Eukaryota; Viridiplantae; Streptophyta; Magnoliopsida; Fabales; Fabaceae. The record is from RefSeq and is a predicted model, not a curated record.
AUGUUGAGUGUUUGCUCACAAGAUGGGUACUUCAUAUAUGUUUUGCCUGGGUGGGAAGGGUCAGCAGCAGAUGGACGAGUUCUUCGUGAUGCCAUUAGUAGGAGGAAUGGCUUGAGAGUUCCACAAGGUCAAUAUUACUUGGUUGAUGCUAGAUACACCAAUUGUGAUCCACUUGAAGAUGAAGUUGAAGAGCUUGAAGUUGAUGUUGACAAGAUGGAUAACCCCCCAAUUCAAAACUUGGACACAUCUGAUGAAUGGGCUACAUUUAGGGAUAAUCUUGCAAAUGAAAUGUUCAAUGCUUUUACUUCUAAUAGGGCUUUUACAUGA